Messenger RNA from Plasmodium gallinaceum, 336 nucleotides. RefSeq names its product conserved Plasmodium protein, unknown function. The transcript is spliced from 2 exons. The coding region runs from base 1 to 336 and encodes 111 amino acids. Lineage: Eukaryota; Apicomplexa; Aconoidasida; Haemosporida; Plasmodiidae. The record is from RefSeq and is a predicted model, not a curated record.
AUGGGUUUUCAUAUACAAAAUUAUAUUGCAAUGAUGGGUAGAGGCAUAAAUCCUAAAACAUGGAGGAAGUUAUGGAUAAACUACAAAAAUAAACAAAUAACACAUUUAUAUAAUGAUGUAGCUCAAUUUACUAACAAUCAAAUAGCUCAAGUUGUUAGAGUUUAUCAGUAUAGAUAUUGGUGGUGGGCAAACCCUUUUGGUAUGGGUUUAAUAUUUUACUUAGGAUACAAAGCUUGGUAUAUGAUUUAUAUGAAUCAUAAACAGAGAAAAGUUGCUCAAGUUGUUGCAUCAGCAUAUGGUCAAGGUGGUCAAUGGCUUAAUCCUGUUCCAAAAUAA